Choloepus didactylus (southern two-toed sloth) is the source of this 951-nucleotide messenger RNA. Its product is annotated as collagen alpha-1(I) chain-like. Bases 1 to 951 code for a protein of 316 amino acids. The record is from RefSeq and is a predicted model, not a curated record. NCBI's taxonomy places the organism in Eukaryota, Metazoa, Chordata, Mammalia, Pilosa, Megalonychidae. The transcript has 3 exons.
AUGCCAAACCUCUCUGGGGAUCUUAAAAGUCGCGUUGAAACUGCGGGAAUGCUGCCCCUCCUGACCCCAGCAGAGCGCGAGUGCCUGGAUGAGGCCGCCCCGGGCGGGAGUGGGCGCUCGGGGACAGGCUCUGUGGCCAGCAAGGGCGGGCGGAGGCUGCGUGGCCACUGCAGAGGAAGCGACUGUGGGACACGUGGCUCCCAGGAGAAUGGCCCUCCCCAGCCACGAGGGGGUGGGAGCCUCAAAGCCCCAGCCAGCCCUGACACCCUGGGCCCCUCUGGUGCCAUCAGGCCCGCUGACUCCCUCUCUACCGCCCGGUCACCACCAGUCCCAGCACCAGGUCAGCCAAACUCCGGCUCUCGUGGACUGUCCCCAAGGGCUCUGCUCCUCCCCCAGGGCAGAGAGCCGAUGCUGCCAGGCACACCAAACACCCCCGGGUCUCACACCAACAACCCCCGCCCCCGGCCUCCAUACGCCUGCCAGGAGCACUUCCUAAGCCACACACCCGGGGAGACCCUCCCUCUCUCCAAAUCCUUCCAUGGCUCCCCUGGACCCCCAGAAAGUGCCCAAAAGCCCUGGGCUGGCAGAGAAGGCCCUGCCGGCCUGGAAUCCUAUGUCAGCAACAUCUGCCCCAACCAGGCCCCAGUGCCCACUGGGGCCUCACUCAGACCCUCCCCUCCCCCCGGAAGGCUGCCCCUUGGGCCCACUCAUCCAACUCCACACUGUUUCUCGAGGCCUCCAUGCCAGCCUGGCAGCUCGGCCCCUGCCUGCACCACCCGGCUCCCGGGGGCUGCUCUCUCUCCACGCUGGGCACAGCUCCGCACCUCCCACCGGCCUGUGUGGGUUCAGGAAUGCAGAGGCCAGCCACCCAGCUCGGCCACUCCCCGGAACGGCAGCCUGGGGUCCCUGCCCCUCACCGACCAACGCCCUCCUGCUGUGCCCCACUUGUGA